This is a messenger RNA of Encephalitozoon romaleae SJ-2008, 1038 nucleotides long. RefSeq lists its product as hypothetical. The transcript has a single exon. NCBI's taxonomy places the organism in Eukaryota, Fungi, Microsporidia, Unikaryonidae. The coding region runs from base 1 to 1038 and encodes 345 amino acids. The record is from RefSeq and is a predicted model, not a curated record.
AUGGAGGAUUAUAUUGGAACAAGAUUACUGUUCGAGACAUCUAAGGGAAUGAUAUCAGGGAUGCUCAAGGCUGUCGAUGAGAAUGUUGGAAAGUUGGUUAUAGAGGGCGAAGAUGGGACAAGGGAUGUACUUAUUGAGGACAUCCAGAGGUUGGAGAUUGUGGAAGAGCCUUCCUCUAACAUUUCUGUGGAGUCCAAGGCCAAAGAGGAUGAGAAGGCCGAAGUGCUCAAUCCGUCUAUUGGAACAAGUGAUAAAAGUACAGUAGAAGCUUCAAGGCUACAUUCUGUGAGCCAUGUGGGUUUGAGGACAGGCACCGGGCUGAUGGCUUCUAGUGAAAGGUAUAAGAGUAGCCAAACAGAUACAAGCAGAACGAUCUAUGAAAACGGUGACAAUACUCGAUCUUCCGGAAAGACAGGGAUUGAAGGAAAGGAUGAUAGGAAUGCGCUGGAAACCUCCGAAGAGAAUUACUAUGGGAUGAUGAAGCGGGCAUUCUGUUAUUUUGGACCUCUCGAGGAAGAGUUCUGUUCCAUUGCAGCACGCCAAGCAUACCGAAUAUUCUCUACAUACUUUGGAAAUUCAACUCUAAAAGUAGAGGUGCUUGUGAGUGGAGACGGUGUCUUUCCAAGCAUAGGGCUUAUUCUUGGAAGGCUGCUCUUGAACUCGGGAAAAAAGCUGUCUGUUAUAUGCAAUGAAAUUCCCUUAAGGAGUGUAAAGUAUAAGCAAUCAUACAUGAAUUCUGGGGGAAUCAUUGCCAAUAAACCCAGUUUAGAAUCAACCAUACAAAUUUAUAGUUGUGGCAAGGCAUUGAUCUCAACUUGGCCCAGAAGUAGUGCAAAGGGAUUCAUGUAUUUAGACACCCCUGGAUUCAUUGUCGAGGAAAGAGAGACGAAAAUAGGCCUAUGCUUCGGAUCAAUACCCACGUACUUCCGAAAGUUUAACGGAAUAGUGUAUUUUGUUGAUAUGGAGUACCCAUCGCUUCUUUAUGAAGAGUUUGGGCUUCAAAGGCCUACGAAAAGCAAGAUUCACAAAGUGAAGUAG